Dreissena polymorpha is the source of this 1368-nucleotide messenger RNA. RefSeq names its product NEDD4-binding protein 2-like. Lineage: Eukaryota; Metazoa; Mollusca; Bivalvia; Myida; Dreissenidae. Bases 291 to 1262 code for a protein of 323 amino acids. The record is from RefSeq and is a predicted model, not a curated record. The transcript is spliced from 8 exons.
UUGAAUUGUACUCGUUUAACUUUGAGUAAUGAAAAAUUUAUGAUUUGAGCCAAUAGACCAUGCAGUCGAGUUUAACAAAUGUGAAAAUUAGUUAUUGAAAAUAAGCAUUGGCAAUCGAUUUCCAGUUUAAACUUUGUCGCUCGCUAAAGUAUUGAAUUAUUCAUACGAUUGUCAUGUGUGCGUAUUUUGAUUGCGUAUAUAAGUAAAAACGGUAACAUUAAACCAAUGAUUUUAAUCGAAAUUUGUUGCGCUGCGCUUCAAUAUAAACAUGUGUUUGCAAUGCUUUAAACAUGGAUAUUGGAUUCAAAGAACUUUGUAUUCUCGGUAGUGUUGUACUUAUUUUUACUAGUAUUGUUUUAAGGAUUCUUCGUAUUGCAGAACUUGUGUCGAAAAGUAUUAUUUUAGGGAUCAGUAGAAUUUGCAACAAUGAAAGCAAGAACAAAUCCACGCAGAACAACGAUGCUAAAACAUAUAAUGGAGGAACACAAUGUCCUACAGAACACAUUCAUUAUGAGGAAGUUGUUGCGAGAAGGAUGUUUAUGGAGACGAGAUUAUCGGAAAAAAAUAUUAUAUAUAAGACCAUGAAAGCUGCAAGUAAUUUUUCUACGACUGUUGCAAACUGCGCACACAAGUGUUCAACUUAUAGCGACAAAAUUCAAACAGCAGAGAAAACAAACCAAGAUGAACAUAAAGUGAAGAAAAAGAAAAACAGUGAAAAAGUGGUUUUCGACAUCGGUGAUGGUGUUGAUGUUGAGUAUGACAACCCAAUAACUAAAGAGGGUGUGAUUAACAAGAACAGGUACCGCCAGGAAGCAAGCGAGCACGCAAAACGUAGAAACCACUAUUUCGAGUUAGCAAAAUCGGCCUUUACUUCAGGUGAUAAACAGGGAGCAAGCACUUACUCGAAACUGGGCCAUUCUGAAAACGGAAAAAUGCGUCAAGCCAACAAAAAAGCAGCCGAUUUAAUUCUUAAAACAUUGAACAAAAGCUUUCCGAAAUGCCUUACUUUGGAUUUGCAUGGUCUAUACGUUAGCGAGGCGUUGAACUUCCUAAAUGAGUUUAUUGAGGCUCACCUAAAUGAAGGAGUUGACGAAGUACAAAUCAUCACUGGAAAAGGUAACCAUAGCGACAACGGGCGUCCAAGGUUAAGGCCGACCAUUAUGGAACAUUUAAAAAAGAAAGGCUUUAUGUACACUGAAGACAAAGUUAACACAGGCGAGUUCACCGUUCACCUUAUGAGACGUUCUGCCUUGGUGUUAUAAUAUUAAACUUCGUGAAUAUUUUAUGAAGGAUUGAAUCCAAUCUUCAUACCCAAAUAAUAUCUACGUUUGUCUCCACUGACCCGACCAAACAAAAUAUUUGGUUCCG